Lottia gigantea (owl limpet) is the source of this 924-nucleotide messenger RNA. RefSeq lists its product as hypothetical. Lineage: Eukaryota; Metazoa; Mollusca; Gastropoda; Lottiidae. Gene Ontology annotation, cellular component: cytosol. The record is from RefSeq and is a predicted model, not a curated record. The coding region runs from base 1 to 924 and encodes 307 amino acids. The transcript has 9 exons. Gene Ontology annotation, molecular function: aldose reductase (NADPH) activity.
AUGUCAGCAGAUAAAUUUAUUACCUUUAAUAACGGAAACAAAUUCCCAAGACUUGGACUUGGAACAUGGCAGGCUACCAAAGAACAAGUACAAGGUGCAGUUCGGGCAGCUCUAGAUGCUGGAUAUCGCCAUAUUGACACAGCCUUUGCUUAUGGUAAUGAGGCUGACAUUGGCGAAAUCUUACAAGAAUAUAUGAACAAUGGAAAACUCAAAAGAGAGGAUUUCUACAUCACCACAAAGCUGUGGAUUACAUAUCAUGAGCCUGAAAGAGUAUUACAAUGUUUAAAAAAAUCACUCGCAUCUUUAAAACUGGAUUACGUAGAUCUGUAUCUCAUACAUACACCAUGUGCUUACCAGGAAACUGGAGUUGGGUCGUUUUGGCCAACUACAGCCGAUGGGAAACCAGCAUUCAAACAUAUUCCAGUGGAGGACACAUGGAAGAGUAUGGAAGAAGCAGUUAAACUAGGACUAGCUAAGAAUAUCGGAGUGUCUAAUUUUAACAGUAAGCAGGUAGAAAGAAUAUGUAAAUCAGGCACCAUUAAACCUGUUACUAAUCAGGUAGAGUGCCACGCCUAUUUGAACCAAAAGAAUCUACAAGACUUCUGUAAGAAACUAGGUGUUACCAUUACUUCUUACGGUAGUCUCGGAUCACCUGGACGUCCAGGAAACUUGAAAAAAUCAGAUGAACCAGUUUUAUUACAAGAUCCUUUGAUUGUUAAAUUAGCUGAAAAAUACAAGAAAUCUCCUGGGCAGAUUUGUUUGAGAUCUUUACUCGACAGAGAUAUUCUGGUUAUACCGAAAAGUUCAAAUCCUGAUCGAAUUGUACAGAAUGGGCAGUUAUUCGAUUUCAAAUUGACAUCAGAUGAGCUUCAACAGGUUUUGGCUUUAAACAAAGACUUUAGAUAUUUUAAUUUUGAUCAGUGA